This is a messenger RNA of Metarhizium album ARSEF 1941, 357 nucleotides long. RefSeq lists its product as uncharacterized. Gene Ontology annotation, biological process: autophagosome assembly; protein folding in endoplasmic reticulum. The record is from RefSeq and is a predicted model, not a curated record. Gene Ontology annotation, cellular component: membrane; endoplasmic reticulum; EMC complex. The transcript is spliced from 2 exons. NCBI's taxonomy places the organism in Eukaryota, Fungi, Ascomycota, Sordariomycetes, Hypocreales, Clavicipitaceae. Bases 1 to 357 code for a protein of 118 amino acids.
AUGUCUGCCGAACAGGAGUAUCAAAUUCAUCCGGUUGUCCCGGAUUCGGUUGUUCACAACUCUAAGGCUCUGUCCAAUCUUCAAAGCCUCACUGCGUCGUUGUUUGGUGUUGCCGCCGGUAUACUUGGUCUCGAAUCCUACACCGGCUUUCUCGUCUACAUCAUUUUGUCAAUCAUAACCUCAUUGAUGUUCUAUGGUUUCCAGGUCGCACCAGAGUCAUUGAAAGAGGGUCGGUCGCUCCUGAGCACAGAACGAUAUUUUACCAGCGCCUUGGAUUUCUGGACAAGUGGAAUUUUCAAUGGCCUCCCGGGCUUUAUCUUGACAUGGACGCUAUUCUAUGGUUUGGUGCGAGUUUGA